Molecule: messenger RNA, 243 nt
Organism: Rangifer tarandus platyrhynchus (Svalbard reindeer)
Lineage: Eukaryota; Metazoa; Chordata; Mammalia; Artiodactyla; Cervidae
Source: the annotation of a GenBank genome assembly
AUGUCCCGUUCUAUGGAUCCACUGGCAAAGAAGAUCUUUAAAGGAGUAUUAGUAGCUGAACUUAUGGGCGUUUUUGGAGCAUAUUUUUUGUUUAAUAAGAUGAACACAAGCCAAGAUUUCAGGCAUACAAUGAGCAAAAAAUUCCCCUUCAUCUUAGAAGUUUAUUACAAAUCCAUUGAACACUCUGGAAUGUAUGGAAUCAGAGAGCAAGAUCAAGAAAAAUGGCUGAGCAGUAAAAAUUAG